Messenger RNA from Elephantulus edwardii (Cape elephant shrew), 458 nucleotides. Its product is annotated as UPF0160 protein MYG1, mitochondrial-like. The transcript has a single exon. NCBI's taxonomy places the organism in Eukaryota, Metazoa, Chordata, Mammalia, Macroscelidea, Macroscelididae. Gene Ontology annotation, cellular component: nucleus; cytoplasm. The annotation marks the transcript as partial. The record is from RefSeq and is a predicted model, not a curated record.
UGCUUUCGCGGGCCCUGCCAGCUCUCCCGGCUCCGCAUCGCAUGCUCGGACCCGAGCCCGCCCCGCCCCUCAAACGUCCUCCUGGGGACUUCAUGGCACCGCCCCGGAUCGGAACGCACAACGGCACUUUCCACUGCGACGAGGCGCUGGCUUGCGCCCUGCUUCGACUCCUGCCAGAGUACCGGGAUGCAGAGAUUGUGCGGACUCGGGACCCCGAAAAACUGGCCUCUUGUGACAUCGUGGUGGAUGUGGGUGGCGAGUAUGACCCUCGGAGACAUCGGUAUGACCAUCACCAGAGGUCUUUCACUGAGACCAUGAGCUCCUUGUCCCCUGGAAAGCCUUGGCAGACCAAGCUGAGCAGUGCAGGACUCGUCUAUCUGCACUUCGGGCACAAGCUGCUGGCCCAGUUGCUGGGCACUAGUGAAGAGGACAGCAUGGUGGGCACCCUCUAUGACAAG